Molecule: messenger RNA, 2796 nt
Organism: Mesoplodon densirostris (Blainville's beaked whale)
Lineage: Eukaryota; Metazoa; Chordata; Mammalia; Artiodactyla; Ziphiidae
Gene: FYN
Product: FYN proto-oncogene, Src family tyrosine kinase
Exons: 15
Coding region: 727-2340 (537 amino acids)
Biological process (GO): T cell receptor signaling pathway; innate immune response; protein phosphorylation
Cellular component (GO): extrinsic component of cytoplasmic side of plasma membrane
Molecular function (GO): signaling receptor binding; non-membrane spanning protein tyrosine kinase activity; ATP binding
Source: RefSeq, a predicted model, not a curated record
GGCUGGAGGGGCUGGAGCAUCAACGCGAGUAGCUGCGAGCAGCCGCGGCAGCGGCUGCGCGUAGUUGCAGUUGCGCCAUCUGUCAGGAGCGGAGCCGGCAGGGAGGGGGCUGCCGCGGGAGAGGAGGAGGGGUCGCCGCGAGCCGAAGGCCGUCGAGACCAGACCGCCGACCGGCCGCGGGAGCAGAGGAGAGGCUGCACUCGGAGCCGCGUGUCCACCGCCGUCCGGGCGCGCGGCGCUUCAAGCCGAGCACCGAGGGCUCCCCGGGCUCACACAAAGCCGCCGCCCGCGCCUGGGAGGGAUCCGGCCGCCGGGCCGGGGACACCCGGCGCCGCCCCCUGGGCACUCUCAGAAGGCCCACCGGCUCCCGGGCCCGCCGAGGAACCACCGGAGCCGCUUCGGCCGCGCCGGAGGAGGGCGGGGAGAGGACCAUGUGAAUGGGCUCCGGAGCCUGAGCGCAGCGCAGUUUUUUGAAGAAGCAGGAUGCUGAUCUAGACGUGGAAAAAGACCAGUCCAGCAGCUGUAUUAGAAGACAUGUGGUAUAUAUAAAGUUUGUGAUCGUUGGGGGAAAUUUUGGGAGCUUCAAGAUGGCGGAAGAGUAAGACGUGGAGAUCACCUUCCUCCCCACAGAUACAUCAGAAAUACAUGUGCAUGUGGAACAACUCCUACAGAACACCCACUGAACGCUGGCAGAAGACCUCAGACCUCCCAAAAGGAAUUUAGAUAAUGGGCUGUGUGCAAUGUAAGGAUAAAGAAGCAACAAAACUGACGGAGGAGAGGGAUGGCAGCCUGAACCAGAGCUCCGGGUACCGCUAUGGCACAGACCCCACUCCUCAGCACUACCCCAGCUUCGGCGUGACCUCCAUCCCAAACUACAACAACUUCCACGCAGCCGGGGGCCAAGGACUCACCGUCUUUGGGGGUGUGAACUCUUCGUCUCAUACUGGGACCUUGCGUACGAGAGGAGGAACAGGAGUGACCCUGUUUGUGGCCCUUUACGAUUAUGAAGCACGGACGGAAGAUGACCUGAGUUUUCACAAAGGAGAAAAAUUUCAAAUAUUGAACAGCUCGGAAGGAGAUUGGUGGGAAGCACGCUCCUUGACAACUGGAGAGACUGGUUACAUUCCCAGCAAUUAUGUGGCUCCAGUUGACUCCAUCCAGGCAGAAGAGUGGUACUUUGGAAAACUUGGCCGAAAAGAUGCUGAGCGACAGCUUUUGUCCUUUGGAAACCCAAGAGGUACCUUUCUUAUCCGUGAGAGUGAAACCACCAAAGGUGCCUAUUCACUUUCUAUCCGUGACUGGGAUGAUAUGAAAGGAGACCAUGUCAAACAUUACAAAAUUCGCAAACUUGACAACGGUGGAUACUAUAUUACCACCCGGGCCCAGUUUGAAACACUUCAGCAGCUUGUACAACAUUACUCAGAGAGAGCCGCAGGCCUCUGCUGUCGCCUAGUAGUUCCCUGUCACAAAGGGAUGCCAAGGCUUACCGAUCUAUCUGUCAAAACCAAAGAUGUCUGGGAAAUCCCUCGAGAAUCCCUGCAGUUGAUCAAGAGACUGGGAAAUGGGCAGUUUGGGGAAGUAUGGAUGGGUACCUGGAAUGGAAACACAAAGGUAGCCAUAAAGACUCUUAAACCCGGCACAAUGUCCCCUGAAUCGUUCCUUGAGGAGGCACAGAUCAUGAAGAAGUUGAAGCAUGACAAACUGGUCCAGCUCUAUGCGGUGGUGUCCGAGGAGCCCAUCUACAUUGUCACCGAGUAUAUGAAUAAAGGAAGUUUACUCGAUUUCUUAAAAGAUGGAGAAGGAAGAGCUCUGAAGUUACCAAACCUUGUGGACAUGGCAGCACAGGUUGCUGCGGGAAUGGCGUAUAUCGAGCGCAUGAAUUAUAUCCACAGAGACCUGCGGUCAGCAAACAUUCUUGUGGGGAAUGGACUAAUUUGCAAGAUCGCUGACUUCGGAUUGGCCAGGUUGAUCGAGGACAAUGAGUACACAGCAAGACAAGGUGCAAAGUUCCCCAUUAAGUGGACAGCCCCCGAAGCAGCCCUGUACGGGAGGUUCACAAUCAAGUCUGACGUGUGGUCUUUUGGAAUCUUACUUACAGAGCUGGUCACCAAAGGAAGAGUUCCGUACCCAGGCAUGAACAACCGGGAGGUGCUGGAGCAAGUGGAGCGCGGCUACAGGAUGCCCUGUCCGCAGGACUGCCCCAUCUCCCUCCACGAGCUCAUGAUCCACUGCUGGAAAAAGGACCCCGAAGAGCGGCCCACUUUCGAGUACUUGCAGGGCUUCCUGGAAGACUACUUCACCGCCACAGAGCCCCAGUAUCAGCCUGGUGAAAACCUGUAAGACCUGGGUCUGCAGAGAGAGGCCUGGUCCAAGAGGCUUCCCCGCCCCCUCCCCAUUAGCUUUCAAUUCCGUAGCCAGCUGCUCCGAGCAGAGCAGCGAGAACUGUCCAGGAUCAGAUUGCAUGUGACUCUGAAGCUGACGAACUUCCAUGGCCCUCAUUAAUGACACUUGUCCCCAAAUCCGAACCUCCUCUGUGAAGCAUACGAGACAGAACCUUGUUAUUUCUCAGACUUUGGAAAAUGCGUUGUAUCGAUGUUAUGUAACAGGCCAAACCUCUGUUCAGUGUAAAUAGUUAUUCCAGUGCCAACGAUCCUAGUGCUUUCCUUUUUUUAAAAUGCAAAUCCUAUGUGAUUUUAACUCUGUCUUCACCUGAUUCAACUAAAAAAAAAGUAUUAUUUUCCAAAAGUGGCCUCUUUGUCUAAAACAAUAAAAUUUUUUUUCAUGUUUUAACAAAAA